This is a messenger RNA of Effrenium voratum, 2451 nucleotides long. Lineage: Eukaryota; Dinophyceae; Suessiales; Symbiodiniaceae. The record is from the annotation of a GenBank genome assembly.
AUGAUCUUUGGCGAUGAGGUCAAGUCGCAUUGGGCCACCUUCCUAGUUCUCUUCUUUGCCCACGGCAUGAAGAACCUGGUGAACCAGGUGGAGAUUGCCUUCGCGAGAUCUCUGGUGGCAUGUGAGGAGCCGCUGGCAGACGCCUACACCGGCUCGCAGUGGUGUGGCAAUCGCCUGGAGGUGAUCACUGCGGGGUACCAGAUUUCGCAACGGGGGCAGGCGCAAGAAAGCUUCGCCAUGCUGCUGGCGAUCACCAUGGUGGCCAUUCUAGGCUCGGUCUUCGGGCGCAAGGCUGUUCUUCUGGUAGGGCUAUGUGGUACCACCCUGUCCGUGGCUCUCUUCAUCUUGGCCUGCGCCCUACCGAGCUGGGCUCGGCUGCUCUUCGUGGCGGGCCAGGGCUUGCAGGGCUUGUUGCCCAUCGACCACAUCUCUGGGCUCAUCAUUCUGGACAUCUCCGUGUCAGGUGGCGGUGUGGCGGCUUACCAGGCCAAGUCCAUCUUGGACACCGUGGGCAACUUGCUGUGGGGACCGAUCCUGGGAAAUGUGGUGCAGUACUUGGAGCUGGUGAAUUACACCACUGUUUGGCUCAUCAUCUUCGCGGUCAACGCCAGUGUUCUGGGGCUGGCAGCUUUCGUGAUGUCCGAGUCCAUGGAUACAAAGAAGAAGAAGCCGGAGGAGGAGGAGGAGGAGAAAACCGGCAGUGCAGUUUCCAGGGUGGUGAACGAGGUCAUGUCGUACAGAGAUGUUUACAACAAUCCUUUGUCCUGGCGAUUUCUGCUGAUGGUUUGCAUCGAGCCGUGCUGGCUGCACAUCCUGGGCAUGAUUCCGGUGCAACUCAUGGCAUAUCACUCCUGGUCGCAAAGCGGGGUGACCAUGCUGAUUUUGAUUCAGCCCUUGUUCCUGGUCUUCUUCCCCUUGGUGCCCGCCCUGUGCCUGCGAGUGGGCUACAGCACCAUGAUGACCGUGUCCCUGGCCUAUCUCUACAGCGUCCUGAUCGCUGCGAACCUGAGCAUCGCUUUGUCCGACUGGGUCCCGGUGUUUUUUCUGGGCGCCUUCACCCUGAUCGGCGGCUUCAUGCCGCUGAAGGAGUACGUGGAUUCCCGCUUUUCCACCCCCGAGGAGAUCCUGCGGUUCAAGAGCGUGCAGUGGGUCAUCGGCUACGUGCUGGGCAUGGGCAUCGGCCCCGUGUACGCCUCGCUCUUUGAUGCGCGCUCCCAGACCUACCUGGCGCGCUCGGUGCCCAACAUCUUGGCCUGCUCGCUGAUGGUGAUCCAGUUGCUGCACGUCCGAUUUGUUAUGUAUCCUUUCAUGCAGAAGACGCUGCAUUUGAUGGAUGAGGGCGAGGCUAAGCUGAACAAGCUGUUUCAGCUGGUGAAGAAGGGUGAUGCGCCUCUGGACAAGGAGGUGUGGCAAGCGGCGGGCCUGGAGAAGGCCCUGGGCAAGAGCCUCGAGGAGGCGCAGGGGCCCUUCUUGGCCCUCGACGGCUUCAGGGAGUUCGUGAAGCGAGAGAGCGGGGGCACCAACGCGGAGGCCAAGGCCUUCUGCGAAAAGCUGGACUCAGCGUGGCUUGGCGGGGCCAAGUCGCGUGCGAAAGCCGGGGACAUGUGGCUGGCGCUGGACGAUGAGAAUCAGGCCUUGACGGACCGCUUGAAGGACGCGGAGAAGGCGGAGGAGGAGGCCUUGACCAAGGCUCCUCCUCCCAAAGCGGAACAGUCCACCCCAGUGGACAACUCCUUCUUCCUGCAGAUGGAGCGGGGCAAAGAGGAGACAAUCCUGCGGCUCACCAAUGAGAACCGCAAGCUGCUGGAGCAGGCCAAGCGGAUGAGCGAGGGCUACAGGCAGAUGGAGGAGGCAUUGGUUCAGACGCGGAAGGAGAUCAAGCGCGUGAGCCAAGUCAAAGAGCCGAAUCCACCCAGGAAGCCCGCAGGCUCUCCCGAGCUGGACGAGGAGGAGCGCAUCUACCGGAAGCUCCAGGACGAGUCCAUGGGUGAUCUGAUCAUGCAAAAGCUGCAGGAGAAGCAGGCCGAGCAGAAGCAGAAGAUCCAGGCGGCCCUGCAGGCCUCCUUGUCCGAAGAGAUCGGACGCAUCGAGAGCUGGGGCAGCGAUGUCAAAGGCGUGUUGCUGGCGGUAGAUGGCUUGGAGGCACAGCUGAAGCAUCAGCUGAAGGAGCCCAAAGCGUCCAAGAAGGCGAAGGCUUCCGAUGCCAAGGCGAAUGAAGGUAAGACCUUCAACACCGACAUCACCGUGGUUUCCGCGGAGAUGCUGGACAAGUUUGACAGCAUGAAGGGUCUGCUGGAAGUUGUGGAGAAGGAGAGUGUCCCACUCGCCCCAUCUGAAAACCGAUUCCUGGCCAAUGUGCCCAACAACGAAAGUGGGGGCCACUGGGGUCAGUUCCUGGCCCGUGAGGAGCAGCUGUCGCUGGAGCAGACGGUGCAAGCCGCCGCCCCCUGA